Messenger RNA from Priapulus caudatus, 2524 nucleotides. RefSeq names its product doublesex and mab-3 related transcription factor 3, truncated-like. The transcript is spliced from 2 exons. Bases 142 to 1374 code for a protein of 410 amino acids. NCBI's taxonomy places the organism in Eukaryota, Metazoa, Priapulida, Priapulimorpha, Priapulimorphida, Priapulidae. The record is from RefSeq and is a predicted model, not a curated record. Gene Ontology annotation, biological process: regulation of transcription by RNA polymerase II; sex differentiation. Gene Ontology annotation, molecular function: protein binding; DNA-binding transcription factor activity, RNA polymerase II-specific; RNA polymerase II cis-regulatory region sequence-specific DNA binding. Gene Ontology annotation, cellular component: nucleus.
GCGGUGCCAUAAUCGCACACCGAGAGAGAUAGAUAGAUAGAUCAAGAAAGAGCGUCGGGAUACAUUAACACAGGAGAUCAGUUCGGGUUUUAGUUCGGCACGAUAUAAAGUCACACAUAGUCACAGUCACCAGCGUUGACGAUGAACGCGCUGCAUCCACUUCUCCCGUCUCCUCCGCGCACAGAGUCCGGAGCAAGGAAGCCCAAAUGCGCCCGCUGCAGGAACCACGGAAUGGUGUCCUGGCUGAAGGGACACAAGCGUCACUGCCGCUUCAAGGACUGCACCUGUGCGAAGUGCAACUUAAUCGCCGAGAGGCAGCGGGUGAUGGCGGCGCAGGUGGCUCUGAAGCGACAGCAAGCAGCCGAAGAUGCAAUAGCGAUGGGACUGCGAUCCUGCUCGCCGAACGGGCCGUACAACUACCUGCCUUCCGGACCGAUAUGGGGGACAAUUCCCGGCGAUCCACCGCCAGUGAAGAGCAAGCUUUCCUCCACGAGCAUUAACAGCGAGAAGAGAGAUAUCGAUCAAGACGGCAAGUCGGACGAGGAGCGCACGCCAGAGAGAGAGGACGUCGUCGCCAACAAACCGAAGACAGUGGCGCGCGUGCACGUCGACAAACCCGCCGACGUCGGCAACGUCGGCAGCGCGCCGAAGGAAUCUCGCCGGGCGAGCACGCCGCCACCUUGCGGUACGAUCAACGCCAGCGCGCUGCCGACCGCCUUCCGCCCGGGUCGCCUCUCGCCACUCGACAUCCUCCAGCGCAUCUUCCCCUUCCAGAAGAAGACCGUGCUGGAGCUGGUGCUGCAUGGCUGCAACGGAGAUCCGGUGAAGGCGAUCGAACACUUCCUGUCCGUCGGCGACACGAUGCUCGCAUCGUCAUCGGCGUCGUCGACGAGCCACCAGGUGGCGACAGCGCCGGCCGGGCCGACGUACGUCGGUAGUCGAGCGGAGACGCGCUUCCAUCCGUACAUGGCGGCCGCCUUCACGCCGUUCGUCAUGGCCGACGGUAUGAACAAGUUUCCGUUCGGCAGCGUCAAGUCGGCCUUCACGCCCCUGUCGUCCGCGAUGCCGACGCCGGCGCAUGCGUGGCAGUACGCCUUCCCGCCGCGUCCCGCCGGAUUUCCGGUCGACGCUCUCCUCGGGAGAACGCCGCCGAUCUUCCCGCAGCUGGGGAUACCGCGGCCGGAGCUCAUGGCGACGCCGCACCUGUACGGGGGCGUGCCGCCCAGCUCGCACCUGCUGCUGCACCCGUGCCAGACGUGCCCGCCUGGCUGCACGCAGUGCCCUCUGUCGCCGAAAGACCAGGACAGGUCGUCUGACAUUGAACAGCACUCUGAUGGCUGGGACGACGGCUCGAAUCACUCCAAGGACGACUGACUGUGAGCAGCAGGACUAUAGACAAUACCGAUAGAUAUAUACAUCGACAUAAUUAUAAAGAUAUACAUACACAUACAUUUACGUAUAUAUAUAUAUAUACAUAGAUGUAGAUAGCCCGUAGUCUGUACAUACGCCUAUGACGUUUCCCGCACAAGAUAGUUGUCACGCGUGUGAGUUGAGUAUUUUCACGUUACGCGAUUCGAAUGCUAUGCAAGAACGUAUAUGGAGUUAUCGUGCCAUAAUAUAACGAAAUUAAUAUUGAAUGUAGACUAUACGCUCUAAAUGGCAAACCUUAUUUGUAUGAUGCGUGCUGCGUAUAUUACACGAAUAUAUUCUAAUCUCAGCGUAGUCUCUAGCAUAUUGUGUUGGGUACGAGAUCCACAGAGAACGACAACGAUGUACUGAAACAAUUUAACAAAAUUCUAUUCGUGUUGUUGAUUGAUGCGUAACGCUGAAAGAGCAAGACGACGUCAUAACGCUGAAUCUGUAAUAUAAAACACUGUAAGUAUUGUCGAUUAUUAUCUGCAGCCGAGCUCCUCUGCUGAAAACACCAUGGUGAUACGAAUAACGUACGCAGAGUUUAAGCACAUUUGUACAUAAUACAUAUGAUCCAUGCUAGUCACGGCACUCUAUAAUAUAAUGCGUAUUUAACAAAAUAGCUUAUACACCACAUGCACUUUAGUAUACAACUGAAUACGUUUCUUCUUACAUAAAUAGGUGUUGCACUAACUCCGAAGGUCUUCAGAAGAUAUUCUAAAAAUAUAGCAAGCUCUAGCAUCAGUCCUCUUUGGAGGCAACGCAUGGGAUUAUUACUUAUGACGCCCUAACAAAUAUGGAACACUUGUUAAAACAGAACCGGCAUUGUGCUAUAGCCAAAUCGACAGAUGCACGGCGGUUAUGGGGAGUUAAGCUUGCUCCCUUCUUCAGCUCUCACCACGACAUAUGAAAAUAGAGAGCAGCCAAAUAAGACAGCUGUUUCGCAUAAAACCAUAUACAAAUCGUCACAAGUUGUUAGCGCAUAGUGCCGUUUUGCGUGUGUGUGUGUUUAUUGGGUAUGUCUAAACGCAAACCGCUUUGUUUAAAUUCAUGUUUUUUGUCUGUAUAUUCUAUAUAAUAUAUUACUGUAGUAUUAAAAUGUAAAUAAUGAUAA